Molecule: messenger RNA, 567 nt
Organism: Trichoplax adhaerens
Lineage: Eukaryota; Metazoa; Placozoa; Uniplacotomia; Trichoplacea; Trichoplacidae
Exons: 6
Coding region: 1-567 (188 amino acids)
Biological process (GO): mitotic cell cycle; centriole replication
Cellular component (GO): centrosome; centriole
Molecular function (GO): calcium ion binding
Source: RefSeq, a predicted model, not a curated record
AUGGCAUCAAGUGCAAAAGAACGUAUGUUGGGACAUUUAAAAGAGCAGCGUUUUCAGCCAGCAAGAGAUCAGCUAACCCCUCAGGAUGUUCAAGAUUUAAAAAUUGUUUUUGAUGCAUUUGAUGUUACCAAUAAUGGGCGUAUAGAUACUCGAGAUUUAACGCGUGCCUUAAGGGCCCUAGGAUUCAAAGUAACAAAGAAAGAUAUAAUCGAAAUGAUGACCGACUAUGGAUUAGACGAUAAAAGCAAAAUUGAAUUUGACGAUUUCCUACGAUUUGUAAUUGAUCGACAAGGUGAAAGUCGUGAUAUUAAAGAAGAAUUAGCUCAGGGAUUCAAAAUGUUUGAUGUAGAUGAUACUGGCAAGAUUACCACUCAGACGUUGCGUAAAAUAUGUCAAGAGAUAGGAGAGAGUUUUACGGAUCAAGAAUUACGGGAUAUGAUUAAUGAGGCGGAUCAAGAUGGCGAUAAUGCUGUCGAUGUCGAUGAAUUUACAUCAAUUAUGCUCAAAACAAAUCUAUUUAAUAUGCCUGAUUUAGCCGAUCAGUUGAAUCCAAGUUUGAUGAAGUAA